GCGAUUUCUUGCAGGAGCACUUUCAUAUGUCUUUCGCGACUGCAGUCAGUAGUGCUGACAGCAGGAUGGUUAAGACUUGUGCGCGCAAUAUGAGUGAGUGAUAUUCUUCGUAGAAGCCAGCAGGAAAAUAAAUAAACAAUGAUUUGUGCUUCCGAUUGUUUGUGUUACCAUUUCGGAUUAUGGUUGCUGUAGUGUAGCAGGACUGUUUGUAGAUUAGAAAAACCAUCCAUCAAAUGAAGAGUCAACAAAAAAGUGAGGCCUAGCGAUGCCCUAUACGAGAAUGAAAAGAAUAUUUCUGCAAGGUCUGCUAUGGCUGUACCUUUUAGGAUUUGGUUAUAUGGCUCUAUCACUUAACGCACCUGAAUUUUUGGAUUUUGACAACUUGCCAGAUACCAACUUUUCCUGCGUUGGAAAAGUAAUAGGAGGGUACUAUGCCGAUCUAGAGACGAACUGCCAAAUGUUCCAUGUUUGUACCAUUGGGCAGCUGGACGAGCCAAUGGACAUACGAUUUUUGUGUCUGAAUGGGACGGUUUUCGACCAGGAAACUCGAGUCUGUGAAAGGAUAGACGAAGUUGACUGCGCCAAAUCAGAGCGGUUCUACAGCCUAAAUCUGGAGUUGUAUGGAAAUAGUCAACCCUCACUUUUAGAAGAAUCCCCAGAGACUGAAGCCCCGCUGAUAAUAAAAUCAACCGCCCCACCUACCACAACAACCACCAGAACAACGACGACGACGUCACGAGCGACGCCUAAAACCACGCGGGCGUCCUUCUACACUACCGUAUCGCCGACGCCCAUAACGACGCCCAGAGCCAUCCACCACCACUUUCCCAGUGUCAACUCCAACUCCCCUGACAUCAGAUUCAACCCUGAAGAAAUUAACAUUAGUUUGAACCCUGGUGCUCCCCCAGAUAUAAGGACAAACCCUUUAAGUUUUCAUAGUGGAAAAAACAGUAAUAAUAAUAAUAAAGUAAUAGUGAAUGAGGAAAGUCAAGAGAAUGAGCAAAUAUUGACGCACCAAGAGAGUGAUAGUCUACGAUUACCCUUAACGACACAAAAACCGAAAUCUGUGGUUAGUUAUGGUUUAACCCACAACAAUAAUAACAACAACAACCACCAUCAAAGUGUGACACCUUCCGAUAUAAACUUUGGCUUCACAUUCCAUCAAGAUGAUCAAGACGAUCAGGAAUACCAAACGGAACCGGAACACAACUAUCACUACAACUCCAACUUCAGACCGAGUUUUCAAUUCAAACCUUCCACGUACAGGAACGAUUACGCCCCCACCACUUUACGCAAUAGAUACCAACCCAAACCAACCACUAUUCGCCCCCAUUAUCUGCAACUGCAGUCCCUUAAACCCCCCCACCUUCAUCCACAUCAUUACCAUCAACAACUACGCACUGAAAAACCUCAGAGAUUGCAACUACCUCUCCCCUUACUCCCAACUUUAUCCCCCCUUACAUUCUCCUCUCCCGCCCCGUUUAGCCUUCCGCGGCACAUCGAGAUCAAAAGGUACACUAAAGACCAUCAGGAGCCACCUAGAAUCAUCAUAAGCGCCAGUGCCAGCGUCAGCGACAACAGCGGCAGAAGGUUGAACUACUCCUUGGGCCAAAUAGGGGCCGCGCAAAUCUUGGAUCAGCCCCCGCAAAGUUACGAUGAGUAUAAAGACUCCGACGUUGGUUUAGAUCCUUUUUAUCACGACGUUCCAAAGGUUAAACGUAGAAAUAAAAGAUCACCACAAAAACAUUUCGACAUAAUCAAGAAUGAACAAGAGGCUGUAGAUGUCUUGAAAUUUCUAUUCGAUUGGUAUAAAAGCCAUGAACAAACUAGCACCUUAACAAUACCUGUUUCGCCAAAAGUAAUCACAGAAAUUAAUGAUGAAUUUUCAUCAGCCACAAUUGAGACACCGCAUAGUCCACAUGUAGAACCUAAAAUAGACAGGACGCAUAUAGAGUCCACCACAACUCUGAGCACCAAAUUCUCCAGAGGUAGACGACGAUAUAACAACAGAUCCAGAGGCAGAAGUAGGUUUAAUGAUAACACACAAAAUAACACUCAUAUAGAACAACACGAUGUACAAACUAGUACCACGGUUAAACAAGAAAUAAUCGCUGAUGAGAUAUACCACGAACCAGAAGUUACCCACGAACAUAAAGAUGAUAAAUCGAACUACCAUUUAGAGAGUGUAAUGCAAGAAGAGUUGGUAACAACACCCAAAGAACAAACAGAAAUUGUAGAUACUGUAACUCUACCACAUUUAAGAUCUAUUUUAAAUCAAAACCAAGCAACUCAACCUGAAGUUCAGCCUAUAAAUUAUGAAGAUUAUGAUGUACCUGAAGCUCCUAUUACUACUACUUAUCAAACACCAGAGAAUCCUAAAAAUAUCGCACAACAAAACGAUGACAAUCUUAACAUAGGAGAACAAAUAUUAAAUGAGCAUAAAGAACAAAUUUCCAAGCAUUUACAAGAUGAUUACUUUAAUCAAAGUACCUUUAAUCAACCACCUCAGGAAAAACUUAUUCCAGAAGCCAAUAUUCCAAAUGUAGAGCAUAAAGAACAAAUUUCCACGCAUUUACAAGAUGAUUACAGUGAUCAAGGUGCAUUUAAUCAUCCACCUCAGAAAGAACCUAUUCCAGAAGCCAAUAUUCCAAAUGUAAAUACUAAAGAAGCUAUUAGAAAUCCUGAAAUAAAUCAUCAAGAAAAUAUUACACCAUCUUCAGAAACUCAGCAUCUAGCUCAGGAAACUACAGUGAAUAUCGAAGAAAAGCAAGUCCAUAUAACACCUAAAAGUUUCAGGGGUUAUUCCGCUUUUAACUCAAAACUGUAUGAGGCUAUACAUCUUCUUAAAGAUUACGUAGGUGAAGUUAAAAAGAAUAUUACCUCUCACAAAGAAAAGGUUGAAAGUGAAUCAAUAUCUGAACCUAUUGAAGAUGUGUUAGUUGAAAAUCAACCUGAAGAUUUAGAAGUAAAUAUUGAUGGUGGUGUAAGUGAACCUCAGGAAAAUGUAGAAGAAGUUAAAGAAAUUAAUGAAGAACCAAAAGAAGUAUUUCAUGAACCAGUGGAUCACAUUCAAGAAUCAAUAAAAAAUGAUACAGAUAAAGCACAAUACAAAGAAAUAACUCCAGUUAUGGUUCCAAAAGAACUACAAGAGCACAUCAACAAUGAAAAACCCAUAGUAGAAAGAAAGUUUAGAGGUAGGAAAACAUUUAAAUCCCAAUUACAAGACACACAAGAACAAAUAAAGGAAAUAGAUUUUACUAAUCUAGGAAUAUUACCAGAAAUUGCUGAAGAAAACCUUAUGAAGGAAAAAAUGGCAAAGAUGGAAGAAAUUAUAAACAUUACUACCACUAUUGCUCCGACCACAAUAACUACACAAGAAUCUGUUGAUAAUGUUGAGUUGGCAAUUUCAGAACCCAUAACACCCAUAACUCAAAGAUCAAGGAAUUCAAGAAGACGAGGUAGACCUUUAAAUCAAAGGCAAAAUACUGAAAAUAACAAUAACAAUCAAAAUAAUAAUGGCAGAAGACGUAGAAGGAAAAAGAAGCAAAGUACCACACCAUCAACUAUUCCAGAAGUAUCCACAUCAGAAAAUAUACCAUUAACACAUUUGGAAAACCAAAGUGAAUUUAUCAUUGAAGCUGAAAGUAAUAAAGAAACAAAUAUAGAAUCAACAUCGACCAAAAUAUCAACUAAAGACACUAAAGAGGACUUUUUAACUUUAGCCACAAGUUCUGACAACAUAAAAGAAACCAAAAACAAAGGUCAUGAGGAAGAUUACGUAAAUGAUAACUAUGAGCCUUUCACAUAUGUAGAACCACCAAAAGAAAUAGCAGAUGAAACCGUAGAUAAAACAAAUGCAACAACAGAACAUACAAUUAAAGAAGGUGAAGUAAAACCUUACGAUUAUAUAAGCGAGUACGACGUUGUCGAUGUUAAAUAUAACUUGCAACAUCACAUCAAAGAUUUAAAUACUGAAUACAAUGAUUAUAAUACUGUUAAUGAUGAUUAUACUGUUAACAUUACAGGUAUAAAUAACUUGUUUGAAGAGGUACAACCUACAAUAACAAUCACGUCUUCUAGUACUACAGAAAUCCAUACUACUCAAAAUCCUAACCACAUUAGAAGUAGAGGAAAUACUACUUUUGCGCAAUAUUUAGAAGCGACUAACUCACCGAUUGUUGAUACCACUCCAACUACACCACUAUCUCAUUUAACGUUAGAAAUGAUUGCAACCCCAUCUGCUUCCUCUACAUCAAGUACUUUAGAAAGUAUUCCGACAGUAAGUACUACAGAAUCUAUGUUAACAACAGAUACAGAGCAAUACUCUGGUGCAGAUGGUGUUAAAACUACAGGUACUGAAGAAAGGUUUGUAGUCGAUGGUUUAAUACCAGAAAAUAUUACUUUGGGUACACUGGAUGAAAGUGUUAAAGUACCUAUAGCUAAUGGUACUGAUAAUAAUACCAUGGUAAUGCCUUUACAAGAGUAUGUGAAGGAUAUAGAGGAGUCAACGGGUAGUAUAGCUACCUCAGUGUCAACUAAGAAUACUUUCGAAAAACUCUCCGAUAUUGAAAGUACUUCGUUAUUAGAUUCUACAGAUGAAACAUCAACUUUAGAAGAGGUUAAUAGUACUACAGCUCAGUAUACUACCAUUAUUGAUACUACUACUGAAAUCAGUACUACAACACAACCAAGUACCAUAUUGAGUACUACUACACCACCACCAAGGAGUGGUAGACGAAGAACAUUCUCAAGAAAUAAACCUUCUUAUAGUAGACAUAGAUUUAGCACCCCAAAUGUAACCCAAAGAACUGCAUUAAAAGAAACGACUUUAGACAUUCUAGAAUCUUUAAAGAGUAAAACCAAUGCUUACGAAGCUACAAUUGAAAGUACUUCGCCAAAAAAUGUUCCUAUUAAAAAUUUAGAUACAGAUGCGCCUUUAUACAAAAGUGCAAGUCCGACGGAAGCUAAAAAAAUUCACAGCUCCACGUUGUCCAUGGUUCAGAAGAAAUUAAUUUUUAAUUGUUUUGAUAAAGACUUGAACCACUUUUAUCCAGAUGCAAGGGAUUGCAGGUUGUUCCAUUAUUGUACGAAUGGUUUCAAUAAGAAUCAGCUUCUCGAUAUGAAGUUCGUGUGCGAUUUGAACACGUUUUUUGACAGCGAGAAGCUAAUCUGCACCAAAUUGAAGCCGAAGAGAUGUUUGUAAAUAUUUUAAUCAAUAUUGCCAUUAUUUUAUUUUACUUUUUAUUGUGAUUCAACUGUAAUAUUUCCAAAAUGCUGAAUCCUGAAUGCUAAAUAAUGUUUUAACGAAUUGUACAUAUACUUUAAGAUUUAGUUUAAUACGUAAAUCAAUGUUUUUGUAUUUUCUCAUCUAAAUUUUAAUGAUAUU
This is a messenger RNA of Brassicogethes aeneus, 5386 nucleotides long. NCBI's taxonomy places the organism in Eukaryota, Metazoa, Arthropoda, Insecta, Coleoptera, Nitidulidae. The record is from the annotation of a GenBank genome assembly.